This is a messenger RNA of Hippocampus comes (tiger tail seahorse), 2959 nucleotides long. RefSeq names its product myotubularin related protein 9 (gene mtmr9). Gene Ontology annotation, molecular function: protein phosphatase binding. The transcript has 10 exons. The coding region runs from base 1119 to 2768 and encodes 549 amino acids. The record is from RefSeq and is a predicted model, not a curated record. Gene Ontology annotation, cellular component: cytoplasm. Gene Ontology annotation, biological process: negative regulation of autophagy; phosphatidylinositol dephosphorylation. Lineage: Eukaryota; Metazoa; Chordata; Actinopteri; Syngnathiformes; Syngnathidae.
CGGAUGGCGCGCGCACGCCGCCGCGGACGCAGCGCAUGGCCCCCACCCACCCUGCGGGUUCGAGCACUUUUAAGCCGACCGAGAGUGAUGGAACAAUUGUUAAAGGUCCAUCUCAUUCGACGCCCCCCUCCUCCUCUUCCCCGUCCUGCUAAUGCUGCUGCUGCUGCUGCUGCUUCGGCCCUCCCCGCAUCCCUCCUCCAGCUGCAAGCCACCGCCGCGUCCCCCCCACUGGCCCUCGCCGACGUAAUUCAUCCCCCAACUCUGCCCCCUCCCAUCCCACACUGAUUCUCCCUUUUAACGCGGAUGCCAUCUAGCGUCUCGUUUCAAGUCCCCACGCAGCAGCAGAUCAUGCCGGGGAGCAGCACAAGUGUUCCCUGUGAUAUCCUGGAGAGAAAACGUCUACUACCGCUCCUGUCAAUCGAUCGCCAUGCUGCUGUCUGGUCCGAUUGCUUUUCACAAAAUGGAUGGCAUUUUUCUUCAAGCGCCAACCAAUGGACUAAAACGUGUUCUUUCCACUUUGUCUUGAUUGUCUCCGUGACAUAAAUGUGCAUUUAUUUCAAAAUCAUCACUGCAGCUCGCAUCAUCGGAAAGGUUGUGCAACGCUACACCCUUGUGUCCGAAUUUGGUAUCGCCAGAGCUUCAAGAAAUUGGUUAUAAACUUGCUUUAAAAAACGGCACUGUCGACAAUAAUUAUAGGUGAGUGUAAAAACGAGUAAUUCAAUUCACUAGUUCAUAUUAGAACCGUUUUUUCCGUCGCGAGUUUCCUUCGGUGCCUCACUUGUUUCCAGUCGGCGUGUUGUUUUUGAGGGACGAGCGAUCCCCGUUUGUGUCAACAAGGAAGACGGUCAAGUCAUUGAACGAGAAAUGCGCAUUAACAUUAGACACACGGGUGUGUUUUUCGUGGAAGCUUGCGACACGCGCGAUUUCAGCCUUAGGUGUAAACUAUAGCUUAUUUGUGUCGCCCGUUUCCCGUUUUGGUCACCACCGACUAGCUCGUUCGCUUUAGCCAUUUCGCUCCCCGCCCGAAGCUAGCGGUCAUUGCCAGUUGGAUACACACACACACACACACAGUACUGCGUUUGUGUGUCUUUUGUACCUGUCAGCGGUCAGGCGUCGUCAUGGAGUUCGCCGAGCUGAUCAAGACCCCCCGGGUGGACGGGGUGGUCCUCCACCGGCCCUUGAUGCCCCCAGUGGAGGGAACCUUGUGCCUGACGGGCCACCACCUCAUCCUCUCCUCCAGGCAGGACAACACGGAGGAGCUGUGGCUGCUUCACUCCAACAUUGACGCCAUAGAGAAGAGGUUUGUGGGCUCUGUUGGUAGGAUCAUAGUCAAAUGUAAAGACCUCAGAGUGAUCCAGCUAGACAUUCCUGGGAUGGAGGAGUGCAUCAACAUUGCCAGCUCUACAGAGGCCCUCUCGACCCUUGAUUCAAUCUCCCUGACGUACCCUUUCUUCUACCGGCCCAUGUUUGAGGUCGUCCAUGACGGAUGGAAUUGUUUCCGUCCUCACGAUGCUUUUAAAGACUUGGAGUCCAUGACAGACGAGUGGCGGCUGAGUGACGUCAACAAGGACUUCAGCGUCUGUCCGUCCUAUCCUCCCCUGGUGGCGGUGCCCAAGGGCAUCGACGACGAGGCGCUGAGAAUGGCGGCGACGUUCCGUCACGGCGGCCGCUUUCCCGUGCUCAGCUACUACCACAAGAACAACGGCAUGGUGAUGAUGCGAGCGGCUCAGCCUCUCACCGGCACCAACGGGCGGCGGUGCAAGGAAGACGAGAAGCUCAUCAACGCCACCCUGAGGCCGGGCAAGCGCGGCUACGUCAUCGACACGCGCGCCAUUAACGUGGCCCAGCAGGCCAAAGCCAAAGGAGGAGGCUUCGAGUCGGAGGCCAACUACCCGCAGUGGAGGAGGAUCCACAAGGCCAUCGAAAGGUCCGGCGUUCUGCAGGAGAGUCUGAUCAAGCUGGUGGAGGCGUGCAACGACCAGUCGCACAACAUGGACCGCUGGCUCAGCAAGCUGGAGGCCUCCAACUGGCUGGGGCACGUCAAGGAGAUCCUGACCGCCGCCUGCCUGGCGGCCCAGUGCAUCGACAGGGAGGGUGCGUCCGUCCUGGUCCACGGCACCGAAGGCACAGACUCCACGCUCCAAAUCACCUCCUUGGCUCAGAUCAUCUUGGAUCCCGGCUGCAGGACCAUCCGAGGCUUCCAGGGCCUGUUGGAGCGAGAGUGGCUCCAGGCGGGUCACCCGUUCCGGCAGCGCUGCGCCCAAUCGGCCUAUUCCAACGGCAAACCUCGCCAGGAGGCUCCCGUCUUCCUGCUCUUCCUGGAUUGCGUGUGGCAGAUCCUGCGCCAGUUUCCUUGUUCCUUUGAGUUUGGCGAGGCCUUCCUGGUGCUGCUCUUUGAGCACUCGUACGCUUCCCAGUUUGGCACUUUUCUGGGCAACAGUGCAGCGGAGAGGGCCAAACUGUCCGUGUCCGACAAGACGGUUUCGCUGUGGUCGUGGGUGAAUCGGCCCCAGGAGCUGGAGCGUCUGGCCAACCCGCUUUACGAGUCCAACGGUUUGGUCAUCUGGCCCUCGGUGGCACCGCAGAGCCUGCUGCUGUGGGAGGGAGUGUUCCUCCGCUGGAACCGCUCGUCCAGGUGCGCGGACGAGGCCCACGAGGAAAUGCUGCACAUCAUCGAGUACAACAAGGAGCUCCAGAACAGAGUCAACCUCCUGCGCCGGCAGCUGGCCCAGCUGGAGACUCAAGAUCCGCUCCUGCAAACGCCCUAGAACCGACGCCAGGUAGAGCACAACAUGUGGACGUGUCCUGGAGCUUUUUGUCGCUGACCAAAUGAACUUUAUUUGCUCCUGUAAAAAAAACACAGACAUUCCUCACAUUACACUGGAGGCACAAAAAUAGUGAUAUGACAACCCAUAUUCCUGAUCAAGGAUGGAUGUAUCGAGGCUACUCUCCUGCAAAA